Aphanomyces invadans is the source of this 773-nucleotide messenger RNA. RefSeq lists its product as hypothetical. Bases 69 to 740 code for a protein of 223 amino acids. Lineage: Eukaryota; Oomycota; Saprolegniomycetes; Saprolegniales; Verrucalvaceae. The record is from RefSeq and is a predicted model, not a curated record. The transcript has a single exon.
GUUGGGUGUUGCGGUGUGGCGGCGCCAGGUCAUCCUCCAUCCCCGUUUGUCCGAGCGACACCAUCCGCAUGACUCGAUGCGUCACUCGGAGCAUGCGCAAGACGCGCAGCUUUUCCCAUCCGACCGCUCUUGCCGCGACAUACUUUGCUGCGACCCAAAAAGUGCCUCGAGUGGCAGCGACAUCGCCUCGACAGGCACGGACCUGUCGCAUCAUAAAGGAAAAGUCCGCGACGGCAAUGCCCUCGACGCCUGUGACGUCACUCCAUGUGCCUUUUUGGUGGGCGACGCCUCCCCCGACAUCGACGGUGGCGUACGUGUCCAUGUCGCCCUGCGACGUGAACCCAUCUUUGACAGUCGAUGACAAUUCCAGUUCCGACGAGUUGUUGUCGACAGCACUGUGGCUCGAAUUCGAUCUUGUCCCUGCCACGGUUAGGCCCAACCUCGCGACGACGUUGCGAUCGGCGCAAGACAAUGCGUUCGUCAAAGUGGCCGCCCUCAAGUCCACACAUGGCACAGGUCACUUUGUUUUUUGCCGCCGGUGGGGGCACAGCAAUCGCACAGGCUCGUACGAGUCGGAAGGGCCGUACUCGGUGGACCGAGUGAUCCGUGCACUUGAAGCACAAGAGUAUUCUGCAUUCCGAUCGGAGCUGGCCCAGAGCCGCGACAACGCCCAGCCGGCGACGCGAUGCUGCGGCAUUUUUGUCUUUCGCGACGGUGGCGCUCUCCUUGUGCUGGUUUAGCACAUGUAUUGAACGAAUCGUUCUUGUAUUCCA